AUGCUGCGACCACUGUGCAUUAUUCAGAUCCUUUUGCUCGCUUUCCUGGCGAACGAGUCGGAAUCCUCGAACACUCAUCUCCAUCGCUAUAUGCUGGACACCUAUAAGCCGCAGCACAAUCGAAAAACCCAAAUGAACUACAAACGACGCCGUACUGUAAGGAGCGAUCACGAAAUGGCUAUCGAUCCCAAUAAUCCAAAUAAUCCCAAUAAUCCAAAUAAUUCCGAUAGUCCCGAUAAUCCCAAUAAUCUCAAUAAUCCAAAUAAUCCGAAUAAUGACACAGUACAGUAUGGACAUUCCAAGGAGCCUGUAGUUACCUUGACCAAUUCGGACAAGAAGGUGCCGCUGCACGAGCUGAUGGUGAGACUCUAUCAGCAAAACAAAUAUAUCUGCAUGGGCACGGUGAUAUCCGAGAUGCUAGUGAUUACCACUAGCACUUGUUUUAAUUUGGCCAGCAGUGAAGUGGUCACGAUGAAGAUGUACGAUGACGAAGUCCUCGAAGGGAAAAGAGUCGCUCUCAACCAGACCUACCUUAAAGGAGCGGAUCCCAUGCUGGUUGCUAUUCAACUAACCAAGUCCCCAAAGAAUUCCAAAGUGACUGGUGACACCGUGAAGCUGUGCGAUUCGGAGCUAGAAAUAUACGAGCCCAUCGAGCUGCCACUGUGGAUCAGGAGUCGCCACAGUAUUCACUCGCAGACAACGUACAUCAUACCGAUGCAGGCGUGCCGACUCCGCAUGAGGGAUCCCGAAGCGAUGGUCGCCACCGACACUAUGAUCUGCGUGAAGAACAUGAAGUAUACGGCCCAGUGCCAGUUGGCCAUGGGUAAUCCCCUCGUUCACGACGAACGCAUCUGCGGCAUCAAUGUGGCUGGUCACAACUGUCCCGCCUACACGGGCGUGGAUCUAUACAUCAGGGUAUACGAUGCUCUCGCCUUCUCGAUAAUGGGCAUGGAAAUCAUUAAAAACUCCCGCAUAGAAGAUACCAUUUUGUAAAGGGUUGGCUCAAUCCAUUAAAUAUUAUAACAAUUUUACACAAAAGUAUAUUUAUCCAGCUUAUUUGUUUUGCCACAGCGAAAAGUUGCCCGCUUCUGGAGUAAAACACCACAAGAUGAGGUAUAUAAAGGACGAUUGGCGUCCACACUUCGGGUACAAGCCAAGCCACUACGCAAGUUCGCACGGAUGAACUCUGGAUUCAGUCUUUCCUUAAUUCAAUUUAAUUGUAUUUGUUAUAUCAUUAAUAAUAAUCCGAUAUAAAUCUUUCAAUUUUUCCAUUGAAUCCUCAUUAACCUGACAAACACAAAAGAUUCGAAAAACGGGUUGGGUAU
Molecule: messenger RNA, 1325 nt
Organism: Drosophila melanogaster (fruit fly)
Lineage: Eukaryota; Metazoa; Arthropoda; Insecta; Diptera; Drosophilidae
Exons: 2
Coding region: 1-993 (330 amino acids)
Biological process (GO): proteolysis
Source: RefSeq, marked reviewed